Solanum lycopersicum (tomato) is the source of this 1487-nucleotide messenger RNA. NCBI's taxonomy places the organism in Eukaryota, Viridiplantae, Streptophyta, Magnoliopsida, Solanales, Solanaceae. The record is from RefSeq and is a predicted model, not a curated record.
GUGGUAGCCAAAAAGGUAAUGCUUCCAUUUCUACUACCUCACUGAACUUCUUGUGUUGUUUCUUCUUCAACUUUUUAAAAAUUUCAUUAAAAUUGCAGAAAAACUUAUCGAAAUUGAUGAAUUUGAAGAUAUAGCAUCUGGGUUUAGCUUCUUUUAGCUUGAAGUAUUGUAAAAAUUACAUCUUCAAAGCUAUAAAAAUACUUUCAUGGCGUCUUCAAUACUGAGUGGAUCUGAUAAUUUCAAGCUUCUUAGUGGAAUUUCUCCAUCUGGCUCAUCAUUUCUUGGGUCAGAACUGAAUCUAAAGUGUUUACCCCAAAAGGGUUUUGUUAAUUUGAGAGCAACAAGAACUCUAAGACCCACCAAAUGCAGUUUGUCUGCUUCAAGGCCAGCUUCUCAACCAAGAUUCAUACAACACAAAAAAGAGGCAUUUUGGUUCUACAGGUUCUUGUCUAUUGUGUAUGACCAUGUCAUAAAUCCUGGGCAUUGGACUGAAGAUAUGAGAGAUGAAGCACUUGAACCUGCUGAGCUACACGCAAGGAAUUUGCAAGUGGUGGAUGUUGGUGGUGGAACUGGAUUUACUACUCUUGGGAUUGUUAAGCAUGUUGAUGCUAAAAAUGUGACUAUUAUUGAUCAAUCACCUCAUCAGCUUGCUAAGGCUAGGCAGAAGGAGCCAUUGAAAGAGUGCAAGAUACUUGAAGGAGAUGCUGAGGAUCUCCCAUUUCCUACUGAUACUUUUGAUAGAUAUAUUUCAGCUGGAAGCAUUGAGUAUUGGCCAGAUCCACAGCGUGGUAUCAAGGAAGCUUAUCGGGUACUAACCAUAGGUGGGGUUGCCUGCCUGAUUGGUCCGGUGUACCCAACAUUUUGGUUAUCUCGUUUCUUUGCAGAUGUGUGGAUGCUCUUUCCAAAAGAAGAAGAAUAUAUAGAAUGGUUUAAGAAGGCCGGUUUCACACAAGUUAAGCUGAAGCGGAUUGGCCCAAAAUGGUAUCGUGGUGUCCGCCGACACGGGUUGAUCAUGGGCUGCUCUGUGACUGGAGUGAAGCCAUAUGCUGGGGAAUCACCAUUGCAGCUCGGUCCCAAGGUUGAGGAUGUGAGCAAGCCUGUGAACCCUUUUGUAUUUCUCAUGCGAUUCCUGCUUGGCAUAAUGGCUGCAAGUUACUACGUGCUCGUUCCAAUAUACAUGUGGAUUAAGGAUCAAAUCGUUCCGAAAGGUCAGCCCAUCUGAAUAAUAAGGACAACUUAUCAAUCCAAGAGAAGUUCUCCACCAGUGACCACAACUCUGUUGUGGACCAACAAUGUUUUUGGCAUCAUCGAACUUUAGUCUGUUAGUUUUUCAGCCCUAGCUUGUAAAUUUUAUUUUCAUGGUAAAACCUAGAAAAAUCUGUGACAUUUUCUAGUUGGAUAAUCUAUCAGUCAUGUUUUCUAAUCACACAACUCAUUGAAAUAAAUAGUAGUAAUGCAUCGUUUGCCAAUAUUGAGCAAGUCUUGAG